Sorghum bicolor (sorghum) is the source of this 1517-nucleotide messenger RNA. RefSeq names its product homeobox-leucine zipper protein HOX12. Gene Ontology annotation, molecular function: sequence-specific DNA binding; DNA-binding transcription factor activity, RNA polymerase II-specific. Bases 355 to 1083 code for a protein of 242 amino acids. Gene Ontology annotation, biological process: positive regulation of DNA-templated transcription. Gene Ontology annotation, cellular component: nucleus. NCBI's taxonomy places the organism in Eukaryota, Viridiplantae, Streptophyta, Magnoliopsida, Poales, Poaceae. The transcript has 3 exons. The record is from RefSeq and is a predicted model, not a curated record.
CUCUUCCAGUCCAGCGCCUAUAAAUCCCGGUGCCGGACUCCGAGCUCACAGACUAGGACACAGCCGCUGGUCACUGCACUGGGCAACCCAGCGCAGCUAACACUCCUAUACAAAUAUCCGAGCUACUACUCUUAGUACAAGCUACAGAGGCAGAUCGAAGCACAAAUUAAAGCUGCCUGUAGAUAGCAACCAUCAACAGUGACCGAUCGAAGUAGUAGUGAGCAACUGAGCAUCUAUCAGUCGAUCUAGCUACGUACAUAGAACACACAGCUGCAGCAGCUCGAUCUCUUCUUGCUGUCCCUGCGGUGGGUUUUGGAGUGUAAUCUGCUCGAGUAGCUAGCUAGCUGAAGAACCAUGGGCUGCGAGGAGGAAGAGAGGCUGCUGUUCCCGUCCUUCGUCUUCCCCGAGAGCUUCGCGGAGGCCGCCACCCCCGGCUCCGGUGGUGAGCAGAAGAAGGCUCGGCAGCGGCGGAGGCGGAAGCCGCGGCCGGCGGCGGAUGGCGGCGAGGGCGGGGACGAGCAGGCCAAGAAGCGGCGGCUGAGCGACGAGCAAGCGCGGUUCCUGGAGCUCAGCUUCAGGAAGGAGCGCAAGCUGGAGACGCCCCGCAAGGUGCAGCUGGCCGCCGAGCUGGGCCUCGACGCCAAGCAGGUGGCCGUCUGGUUCCAGAACCGCCGCGCCCGCCACAAGAGCAAGCUCAUGGAGGAGGAGUUCUCCAAGCUCCGCGCCGCGCACGACGCCGUCGUCCUCCAGAACUGCCACCUCGAGACCGAGCUGCUGAAGAUGAAGGACAGACUGGAGGAGGCGGAGGAGGAGAAGAGGAAGGUCAUCGCGGCUGCCGCGGCAGCCGGUGGUGGCGGCGGCGGAGCGGGCGCAGGAAGCAGCAGCCCGAGCUCGUCGUCGUUCUCGACGGUGACGCACAACCCGGCGGCGCUGGUGGGGCAGUUCGGGGUGGACCCGGAGGAGGCCGCCGCCGACCUCACCUACAUGAGCGAGUACGCCUACAACAGCUACAUGAACAUGAUGGACAUGGACCUCGCGCCCGGCGGCUACUUCGGAGGAGUAGUCUACGAUCACUUCAACUGAUCGACCGAUAUGAUGAGCAUGAACGAGGAAGGAUUGACCGGCUAUCAGCUAGGUAUUUUCGUGUUAAUGGAUGGAUGGAUCGAUCGAUUUGCAGGGCGCGCGUAGCAGUAGUUUCAAGCAAUCAAGUCACUAGUAUAAUCAGUACGACGUCUAUCAGUCAAUGUCCUGACGGUGAUUAAGUCUAUUCAGUAACUUGUUAAGCCAUGUAGAUUAGUAGCUGGUAAUCUUUGUAAAUCUGUGUGGAUUAUCAUGCAAGUGCAGCUUAUCAUGAACUAAUGGUCUCUGUGAUGUAAUAUUGGGGGGAAUGGGGGUAAUCGGAAUCAGAAGAUGCUUGUAAAUGUUUUGGCGUCUUCUGUUAGUAUUUUUUUUCUUUUGUCUGAUGAUGAAUUCUGAAAUUUGGACUUGGCCCAAUUGUCUGGGCUUCAUUUGAGUUC